Messenger RNA from Anarrhichthys ocellatus (wolf-eel), 15218 nucleotides. RefSeq names its product transmembrane and coiled-coil domain protein 3. Gene Ontology annotation, cellular component: endomembrane system. The coding region runs from base 11735 to 13144 and encodes 469 amino acids. The record is from RefSeq and is a predicted model, not a curated record. Lineage: Eukaryota; Metazoa; Chordata; Actinopteri; Perciformes; Anarhichadidae. The transcript has 5 exons.
GUGGCAUGUGCUUUGACCUCAGGCCGUGAGGAAGAGGAGGCAUGAGGAAGAACUACAGCGCUAUCCCGCUCAUCUAUGUGUCAGAGGUAGCGUUUUUGAGUUUUUCUGUCUGUUCGAUGUGGUGGAUAAGGGAAUCACUUCUCUUUAUGCAGCUCAAAUGAAGUCAGUUGCAGAGUCACAUGUAAUCAGCAGCGUAUUAUUGCCCUCAUAAACUCUGCAUGAGUCACAUGAGAAGCUGUACAGUAUGUGUGAGAUAGACUUUAUCACUUGUUUACCACUGAAAUGUCCUCUGUUAGUUACCAAGAUUGUACAUUUUGAUAUCUUUUUUGGGCUCAGCGUUCUUGGUAUAACUCACUAUGAUUAUGAACUAUAAAGAUUGAUUUUAUAUGGUUUGGUUCAUUACAGCCUUGUUGAUAAAUUUGUUAUUUUACGUUUGAGAUGAGCAAUUGUUUAUUUGACAGUUAGAGGUUGAGUCCGGCAAGUUUCACCGCGUUUGUGUCAGUGUGAAGCAUGUGAUUGGCCUUUGCUGCUCGAGUAACAUCUAAGGAAUGUGUACAGCAAGCCAUCGAUCAGGCAGAGCUUGCUUUCUUCUUCUCUGCCUUUCUCGCUUGUCCCUGAAGUUUCUCCGAGUGCUCCUGCAGGAGUUCAUGUUUGUGGUCCUCCUGUCUUUAUCUGUCUAUCUCAAUCUCAGCCGCUCUCUUGUUAUUGCACUCUGUGGCUAAAUUUAGAGCCAAUUCCGAGAUGUUCGCUGUUCUUUGGGCUGCCCUUAUUGUGCUGACGUUGUGAGUUUCUAUGUGUGCAUGCAUUAUGUGCCUCAGUCAGCCAGUAUAUGCACAACAAAAUGCCAUCAAAAUAAUGUUAUGUAACCCCUCCAGUAUAAUGGGGCUUUUCCUGUCAAGCCAACACUGGCCUGUGCCAGUCCACAAACAAGGAAAUAGUAGAAAGAAGCAGCUUUUUUUGUUUGUUUCUGCAGGGAAGUCCUGCAACAAGUCACAGUGUUUUCACAGCUUCUGCACCACUGAUGUGUUGUCAAAGCCUCCGUGCACAGUAUAUCUACAGAGCCUCAGAAAUGCCCUCCAACUGUUAACUGUGGUCACUUCCAUCCGUUUACCAUGGUAACCAUCGCAGUGUCUCAGACACUCAGCAAUCAAAGACCUCGGUCGAAGCUUUUAUUCCCCCUCUGUUGUCGCUCAUUAAGCUGCAUGUCAACAGCACAUUUCUCUGGCUACUAUACCUCACUGAGUGUCUUGUGCCUUUAUCCUCACACUCUCAAGCCCACUCUGAAACCAACACUUUAAUUUAGGAUUUUGUUUAUGUUUCAUUAACGGUUAAAGUGGUAUUAGUUGUGCAAAUUAUACUUCCCCAGUGUUGUCAAAAGGCCUGCAUUUCCCACGUCUCUCCUUCCCCUUUUACAUCUGUUACAUGAAGUAAGAUCUCAAUCAGCACAACUCUGUGGCACAAAACUAAAGAACAGCUUAUUAUUUAUGAUUAAUUACAGCCGUCAUGUGUAGAAUUACUAUUUUAUCACAAACAGCUCCUGCAUCUCUGCAUUGUGCUGUAUUCACCUUUCUCUGCCCAUGUAGAGGUUGUGAUAUAAGUCUGCUGACCCUGUGCACUAUGCAUUUCACUGUGCUGGACUGAAAACACAUCCCACCCACUCUGGUUAUGGAGCCAUUAAAGUGAAGUGAAGCCAACAUAUUUACUGCACCUAUAUUCAUCAUACUUGUCUAAUCAAAACAACAAACAAACAAAUAUUACCUUAAUAAUUUGAAAGAAGCUUUAAUCACAUACAGUGCAAAAAUUCCAGAGAAGGCCGGUUUCACCAGAAAUCACUUGUUGUGUUGAAUCACAAGUGGCUGCAAAUAGUUCAGUGGAAGUUCCCAAAUUGAAUUACUUACCUAAAUAGAUUGUCAGUGAGGGUUAAUGUGAAGAUAGUGUGUGCUUCCCUUCGCUGUCUGUUUUUCCAUCACAGUAAUGAUCUGUUAAGAGUAUAAGGCUCCAAACAAUUACUUUCAUUAAUUAGUGUUUUGAUUAUUGUCAGCCAUGCUGGCAGAGUGGCUCCCAGGAUGGUGAUGCUUUGGUUCAGACUGAAAUAUCUCCACAACUGUUGGAUGGGUUGCCUUUACAUUUUGUAGAGACGGUCAUGGUUUUUAGAGCUUUUUCAGGGAAAACUGCUGCCAGAUUUGACCGAAAAUGACUGUAUGAGAGCUGUGAGAGGGAACCAAACCAAUAAAGUUAAAGACCGGACAGCAAUGAGCUGAAACUCACUAUACAGCUCUUUGUAAAGACAAAGGGAGCUGAAGAUUCAGGUAAAAGUGACCGAAUGUGAUGUUCUAUCUGUCGAGAUUCAGCUUACGAUACAGUGUGUGUGCGUGUGUGUGUGUGAGUGUGUUUGCUGUCAUUAGAGUCUGGAAGAGAAGUCCAGAAAAGUAAUCUCUUUCCUUGUAUGUGAAAAACAUUAUACCAGAUAAGAUUUAUUCAUAGUUGACUUGUUUGGUUAAAUAAAAGUCAAACAGAGCAGUGUGUGUUUGUACGUGUGUGUGUGUAUGUGCGCGUGUGUGCUCAGCCUCAUUAACAUAUAACCUUGUCUAUGUCAGAAGCCUCUAGCUACCUGCUCUGAAGAGAAAAACAGGCCCUGUACUGUAAAUAAAGGUUUCGUUUUUUCUCUAUCGCCAUCUGUUUUCUCUGUGAAGUCAGCAGCAGAAAUAAGAAAUGUGAUAUUCUCGCUCUGUUCUAACUUUCAUGCUCUCUUCUUGGCUUUAAGGUCACUCCGGUUGCAAGUUUAUUAGCUCUAAUUCCACAACAUUACAAUAAAUCUGCUAUCAUUAUGCUAAGCUAAGCUAAUGGCUAUAGCUUCAUGUUUAACAGACAGUUAUGAGAGUGGUAUCGGUCCACUCCUCAACCGAUUAUUCUGUCGGUCAACUAAUAAUCGACUUAUUGUUUCAGCAUUAGAAGAGAGAUUUCGCCAUCAGCCAUCCGACAGUAUAUGAACGUUGAUGUUUAAUCUGCUGAGUUAUUUGAUGACACAUGUUGUCAUAUCCUUUUAUCUCUCUGACCACUUGCUUUAAUGUCACACCUCCGUAUCUUACAGCUACUUUAACUCUCUCUCUCUCUCCGCCUACAUGUCACAGCAGCUGUCAUUUACUCUAUAAAAAUACAUUCAUCCUCCAACAAGGUCUCGAACCACUCGGAGGAAGACAACGGGACAUUAAAUGUCAUGAGCUGGUGGUGUAGUGUGGGCAGCGAUGUGGGCGUGUAGCAGGGAUGACACAUGAAAGCGUGGCCCCGCACACUUUGAAAGUGUGACCCUUUAGAUAUUUAUUUCAAACGGCGUCUGGCGCCCAUCAGAUAGGUUGCACUGUCCUUUAUGAAAGUAUUCACACAUUCUGGUGGUCAGAUCAGCUCACGUUACAGUGUUUAUGUUACUGGAAUACAUCAAAGUUUAGUUAAAACAUGCUACAGGCAACAAUCCAUGAUUACCAUGUACAAGUAAGUUACCUUGAGUAAAAGUAUUAGCUGCAAAAUGGCAUAUAUUAGAGUGUGCUUACUCUAAACUUCAGCUUUGCUGCUCUGGUUGCAGGUAUAAACAAUGCCUUUGUGCUUUAACUACAAUGUUAUACAGACAGUAGGGAGACACUGGUGAGAGGUGUCUGGGAGCAAAUGCAAUCCAAGGCUGCUCAUGCAUCAAGAACAAAGUGACAAGGAAACAGCCAGAAGCCGCUUGUGGGUGAAAGCAGCAAAAAAAACGUUAAAAAAAGGCCGGGCCACAAACUGUGUGAAAGUAAUGAGUGUCAGCAUGAAUUCCAUCACUGUGUAGAACGAAAAACCCAUGAGAAGCUGGUUGUUUGAGACCAAAGGUGGGGAUCAAAUUAGGUCCAGGAUUUUAGAAACAGUGAGGUCAGGAGCCCCAAAUAAUUCUUCAAAUAUGGAGGGCCGGGCCCAGCUGUUUUUAUUUCUAUAAUCCUGGCCCUAAUUGGAUUUUUCCCAUUUGAAUUAUUCAGUUAACUGUUCAAUUGUAUUCGCUGUGCAUUUUAUUUCCCGUCUUGUAGGUUUAGAUGGAAGUUUCAGUUGGUUGCAAUCUGCUAUCUCGCCACUAGAUGUCGCCAAAUCGGACACACUAGACCUGUACAUGAAGGAAUGGGCCAAAACCUUUUUAUAUUCCCCGAAGUAUGGAGUGGUAUUGGCACCAAUUUAACAUGUAGCUGUAGCCUUUUGUUCAUAUUUUUAUUAAUGUUGGCCUAAAAGUAGACAAAUUAAAGUUUAUUGCGGUUAAAAAAAUUAUAAUCAGCCAGUAAAAUGCUCUUUAUUUUGCAGAUAGAGUACAGUUUUGUUGUAGUUUGGGCCUCCAAAACCCCCCGUCUCACUUCUGCCUAUUCAGAAGACCACCUGUUUCAUGUCCAGAUAUAUGCCUCUCUGUAUUUCUGUCUUUAAUAGUAUCAUAAGUGCCAUUUACUGUCCACAACUAUUGUAUGCAAUAAAACUGCAUCAGGGUUUGUAAAAAUAGUGUCCGUGUGAUUAACCUCGACGGUACAGCAUCCAUCUGCUGCAGAGCCUCUAUUCCAGGCAGCUUAAAUUUACCAUCAGAGUCUCCUAAAAAACCCCGCCAGCCCCUUUUCAUUCCCUGCAUUCCCAUUCAAGUGCCCCAUUGAUUUAGUUCCCCUGCUAUGCUGGGACAAAAGAUAUGGCUGGAAAGCAGGGAACCUUAGCCCUCCCUGAAGAAAUGCUUUUAUAGAGGCUGAAAAGACUGUGAGGAGGAGGAGCGACGCUUCGUCUGUUCAUUUGUUGGAAAGAGAGAGUUGCUUUUAAUGCAGAGGUUACAAAGAGAGGAGAGCUAGUGGAAAACUCUGGAGCCGGUUGCUCUUUAUCGAUUCAAACUCAGCCUAGUUAUCAGAAAAGUACUUCACGUUUAGUGGAGAUUUACGUAUCAUUAAAGUAAUUCGCAUUUGUACCAUACAAACUACUUCCACUAAUUAUUUACUCAGGUGUAACUACCGAGCCACCUGAGAUGAAUGAGAAAGCUUAUAGUCAGGAGUAAAUUAAGUUAAUACAGUAAUGUGUUCGACACGUGACACUAUACCUCCAAUUACAAAACGUUAUGCCAAUUACACUAGCUAAAUCAGAUCAAAUAUUUCUCUCUCCUUCUAAAUUACAUGAAUACUGCUGACUGUUACUUCUCCGUAUACAAAUAAAGUCACACUUAUGCAGGUAAGCCCACAAGUUAGCAACUACUGGAAGAAUUUGAGGCAUGUAGUCGGUAAAGAGAAGUGGGUGGAGACCAAAAACAGAGCAAAAAAAGGGUGCUUACAUUCAUCCGGUGGGCAGAAACAUGACUCCAAAUGAAUGCUAAUGUUGCUCCGUAUCUGCUAGAUGAAUAAGUAAGCAACUGUUUGCUAACAACUUGUCGUGUUCACAGCUUGUUUCCUUGAAUCAGUGAAUCAGUAGUUUGAAACUAAGUAGACGUGACCUCUUGGGAAGGACUCAUGUCUACAUUUCAUACAGACUUGUUAUCAUGGCGGAUCCUGAGUGUGUCAGACUGAGUCCGCUCUGCUGAUUAAUUCUGCCCGGUGAUAUAUGAGGAUGCUCAGGCUGAUCAAUCACUGUCAUCUCUACCAAACGGGCAGCCACCGCAGCAGAAAACCCUCCUGCUCUCGACACCCUUUCUGUUGCAACAUAUUUGUGUGCGAGUGAGGAUCAUUACUCGUCCACUAGUGAGCCUAAUGGGCCUUAUCAGCAUCAAUAGCACACGGUGAAAUGAACAUUUAGGGUCGUAGAAACUAGCCUUGCUGACAAAUCCAUCUUCUUUGGCAGAGAUAGAUCCAGAGGGAUUACAUGAUAUUUAAGUCAGGGUGACAUAGAUGAUGUGCUCUGUUUGAUUGAAGCAAGGCUGCAGAGUUAUAACGCUAUAAAGGUCCAAUCAAUAAGUGAAAGAACUGUGGGAGAUGUAGCCAUGAGGUGAGAGAGACAGGCAGGGAAGGAGACGCGUUGUGAUAGAAAAUGUAAUUGCUGGCACUAAAGCAUUGACAUAAUGAAAGGCUGACAGCUUUAAUAAAAAGAGAGAUAUUUGUGGACAGGUUACUCACAGCCAUAAUGAAAGAAGGGAUGUUAUUUAGUGGCACAACCUCACUGCUCCUGUUACUGAGCCCAAAGGAUGUGCAUGUGCAUGUGCCAUGUGCAAGCGUCUCGCUGUUCAAUUGAUUCUGCCUUCGCCCUGCAUGGCGCUAGGGAUGGAAGACGGGUUUUACAUACAGAUGCACACAGCAGUGGGUCGCAGCUUUUUGUGCUCAUCUGGAUGUAGACACAUUCCCAAAUGACAACAUUAAAAACACAUUAGAGCGUCUAUGCGACAGUGAUCUCAGCCAGACAUUAGGCAGGAGACGUAACUGUGAAAUGUGAAAUAUCUUAAUGUAAUUCUCGGCGCGUAAUUUCCUUUUUUUCCCCACGGUGCUCCGAUAUCUUAUCAUUUACUUGUAGUACACAUUAAUUCCCUGUCUGUGUAAUGGAUAAAGAUGAAUGCAAGAUUAAUGAAACAUGAUCUGCUUGAGGUGUAAUCUCAUCCACAUAACAUCAGUUGGUUUGGUCUGUAUCUGUUCAGUAUGAUGUACUGAUUGUGUGUUGCAAGGAACAAAAGAAAUGAGGAAGCAAAGAGACGUUUCUUUUUACCGACAGACGUCUGAACACACAGUCUGCUCUGGAGAGUUCCCCUUCCUGUCUGACUCAGAGACGCAGCAAUAACCGGGCCGGAUUAAGACAGCUGUUUGUCAAUUAGCUCUCACUUUCUUUUCUCACACAUAUUAAAUGACGUCAGGUUUACUGUCAGUGAGAAAUAGGAACUGCGGGAUUCACGUCAGUUUUACUGGCAUACAUCCUCCAAAUAUGUAAAUUGGGUGGACUAAAUGUUGGAAACAUUAAUGUGUGCAGUCCAACACAACAAGAGAACAAGUAUAUAUGUAUGAAAUGUACCAUAGAGCAACUAAGGAAGAAGACUCAACAAAAAAGAGAACAUCUUAUGUAAUUCCAGGUUGUUGCGUUACAUUUCAUCAUACACGUGUUUCUAUUUCGCUGGUGCUGCAGUUGCACUGAAGUCAGUUAUACUGGUAGAGAAGUAAUAAUAAGACAUGAGUCAUGCAGCAUCAUUUUAAAGCUGCCCCAAGAACCCCAACAGAAUUAUCUGAGGCCCCCUUCCCACCAGAAAGUUCUGACCCCGGUAACCUAAGCCUUGUAGAAACCCACCAGAACAUCCUGCACCACCCCUAACUUAAACAUUCCAGAACCCUGACAGAAUGUCCCCCAACAACGUUCCCAAAUCCCACUGGAACAUUCCAAUUCCAUUCACCUAAACAUCCCAACGUCUCAGAAUCCCUUCAGAAUGUUCCCAACACCGUCAAACAUUCCAGAGCCUCCUCUUCUCCCAAGACAACCCAGAGCCCCACGUACACUCUCCUGACCAGUGACAGUGUGUGUGUGUUACGGAAGUCAGGCUGAUGUCACUGCUGAGAUGGAGACAGGAAGCGCUGCAGGAAGUCCAUAAAGAACACAAACAAUGGCAUCUUGUGGAUCAGAGUGGAUUUUUUGUGUGCACACGCAAAAGCAUCAGUCCUUGACCGACACAUGGAUUUUAUGUCAUAUUCAAACCAUGAAAUCUAGAUCAGAAAUGCUGUGCACUGUCUCUCUUUUUGGCAGAUAGUUGGAUUUUGAUCUCUAUAUUGCACUUAUUAAAUGUCAGAUGGGGGGGGGGGGACAUUUAGAUGAAGAAUUGGAACUGCAUGCACGUCAGCGUGUGUGUGUGUGUGUGUGUGUGACAGAAUUCUUUAUUUCCUUGCAAUGCAGGGAAAUGGAAUAGUCUUAAAGUGGACUUUUGUAGCGGUUUUACAGCCUCACAGGAGUCGUGCAGUGCUGAAAUACCCAUUAGGGAUCUGCUCUUAAUGGCAUUUACAUAACAGUUGUUUUCUGUGAGCCCACAGCCAAUACCCUCUGUGGAUCAAAUCAAUGCUAAAGUACAAAGAGAGCACCAAUCUGGAUCUAAAUAAAUGUCACAUUUAACUCCCUGCCUGCUACCUCUCUUUCACACACGCAUAAGCGUGGAUGUAAUAAAUCAAUACCCAGGGGAAAUGGACUGGAAGUGUAUUAGGUUAUUUAGGAUUGAUCACAACAGAAAGAUUUGUCGUGGAUCCAUCCCAGAGCCAUGCAACGAUCUUUCCUAAAUACGCACACACGCACUCACAGAACCGAUGUGAUUGAAUCAGCCUGGAUCGGAUUCAACUUUCAAUAACGGAGCUCUGGCCCUGCAGGCGGCCUCGGUGCCGGGUGCUUGUUCUCUGCCCUGCAGGCCUCAGAGUGUCCGACCUGUCAGCACACACGCUUGUCACGGUGAUUAAAAGGUGGCUGACUCAGAAAGUGGGCUUCAGGUCGACGCGUGCACGAGAGGGGAGAUAACGAUGAAGAACGACAAGAGGGUGAGACGGGGAUGAAACACCUGUCGGUAUGUCUUCCAAUAUACGGAGGAGUCCACUUAUAGCGUGUGGAUGAAUACUUCAUGUGAGCGCGGACAGUAAACUAUAGACCCAUAUCACAUGACCUGCUAAUCAUACUAAUUGGUUUCUUUAUCAGUGAUGCCAGAGUAGAGCUGCUCUGCCCUUAAAUCAUUCAUGAGUCUCUCCCCAGACCUACAAAUGUGUGUUUGCAUGUACGUGUGUUUGCAUGUUUGUGUGUGUGUGAUUCAUAGGGGGGUGUAUUCGAUAUCCUCCGCAGCCCCUCCCUGUGUUGACGCGGUGGGCGGGGCUUAAUCACACAUUGUGCUUCCCUGGCUCGCCCGGUUUAGAGGGAUUACCGGCCGUGCUGUGGAACGAACCACACCGUCGGUCGGUUUUUUUUCUUCCCCUCACCGGCAGCGGUGGUGAGCCAGCAGGACGCCGUGAUGACACGUGUUGUUGCACCGACGAAGCGAACGGACGACGGUCAACUUCACACCUGAGGACAAACAAAACAAAACAAAACGGGAGAUCAAGUGUGAGCCUCGAGAGUAUGUUCCGGAGCUCGUGCUGCUGUGGAGAAAAGUUCACCAGGAGUAGGGAUACUCUCACACCAGAGACGUUAAUAUGGUAAAUAUAUGGUUAAUAUGGCGCUUUGUACUACAAGCUAACCGUCAUUAGAGGAGAAGUGGAGUUAUCCUGCUUUCUGUUUCCUCCUAAAAUCCUCUAACAGCUGACGCUCCAUGCCCGACGAUCCAGACACGUUUUGCUUUAUUGUGUGAAGACGCCAACUUGUCAUUAUAUAUGCAUGUAUACAUGCAUACGUAUGAAUCUGCAUUUUCCAAUUCUUAGUUCACACAAUCGUGUGCUACCAAAAUGCACUGCGGUCUGAAGCUCUUAUAUCAUGUUAUAUACGGCUGUGUGUGUCUGCACGUGCAUCACAUUAACAGAUGUUAUAAUGGAGUUUGGUGGAGAUGAGCCGAGCUUCUUGCAGACCGCCUGCAGGCAGUGAACUUGCCACAAGUCAUUUUGUGUCUAGGAGACCUUUUUUUGUGACCCAGACAUCACGUGACUGCACAGCAGUAUAAGCACCCACGGGCAAAGCAAGUUGAUCCAGUCUGUCUGCAGGUGUUGAAAUAUGUUCUAUUAUGUCCUUUUUAUAUGGAAACAGAAACAACAGGGGAGUUUGCUGUUUUUCCUCGAGGAGUGUUCAAGUUGUAUCAAAGAGUAAGUGCUUGUGUCACUGUGUUAUUCCUCCCAAAGGUUGAAUAACAUGUGUUAUAACAGAGAACUGGUGGUCCUCUGACCCACUUGCAGGGGGGCUCACUACACAGAGAGCUGCUUCUUGUUCACCUUUUAUCUGACAAAGCUCAGGGGAUACGUACGGAAGCGUCGACUGAGCAUCCUUCAAGCAGCCGAGCCGCCCCCGGGGUGCAAACGUAUUUUUCCUGCUGAGCGGCGAUCUGGGUGCAGGAUGAAGAAGCCUUGCCCAAGGGCACCUGAGUGGUAGUUGCUGUGGAAGCAUAUAGCAUUAGUCAUUUUCCCCAAGCACAUUUUCCAGACAGUAGCUGGAAAGUCUAGUGUUUGUAAGAGGAGAGGAGAGUCUGUUCGAUGAAGUUGGAAGUAGAACUGAAAGCCUCAAAUCGGGACGGAAACUUGUACGAAAGCUUACUUUCAUUACACACGUUUUCUAACCUGCGCUGUUUACUCUGGUUGAACGGUUCAUUUUCAUCCGUGGACAUGAAGAAUGCACAGCUGUGAAACUCGCUAACCGAGCAGCAUUAAGGCUGCAAACAACCCAUAAUGCAACACUCUCUGUAGGAGCUGUCUGUGUUUUCAAAAGGAACAUUUGAGGUUGUGAAUACGCAGAUGUUUGCUCCUGUGUCAUCAUAUAAUCGGGUCAAAAUACAGUUAAUCAGUAGGCUCAGCUUAAAGUUAAACCCUACUGUCCUCUUGUGUGUAUAAUUAAUGCACCAAGUAGCCUGUUCUCUAGCUACCAUCAGAUCACUUUCAAAGAGGAAGAUUUGCUCCUCUGCAGGCUGAACUUUAGUGUGUUUGUGGAGGAUGGGGGGGGGUGUGUUUCCUUCUCUGAGCUCCUGAUAGUUUCCCCCUCUGGGCAGCAGAUUCUUCUUCUUCUUCUUCUUCUUUAGAUUCAUGUCAAUAAGGAGGAGUUUUGGGACUGUUUGGACCAAAGAACACAUUUAAAGGAGAUAUUGUGAUUGUCUUUUACGAUUAUGGGAUUAAUCUAAAGAAAAAGAAUCGACAGAUCAGUCGGUUCGUUGCAGCUCCAUAACUGCUGGCUGACAUAACAAACACAAAACAAAGGAAGGAACCGACUCUGCCCGUCGCCUUUUCUAUUUAGUCUCCUGAAAGUGUUUCGGGGUGCUAACAGCCGUCCUCUGAAGUCUCGUAUAUUUAAUGAGCACUUUGUUCUCUUUAUUUAAUCAUCGACGCUCGCUGAAGUGUCUGCGCAUUUUCCUCGUUGUAGCUUCUCAACGGUGAGAUUUGUUUUUCGCUUUUAAACUGAACAUUUUUGAUAAAUUUAAGAUUGACAUUUUACACCGUUUUCUGUCUUUAAAUGAGCAAACAAGUCAUAGAUUAAUUGAUCAAAAUAUUCUCUAGCUUCUAUAUUAUUUCUCUCGUUAGCUCAGUAGAACCGGCUUUUGUUCGGGGUCAUUUUAAGACUUAAGAUUUGAGAAGUAAAAUGAAAUAUUCUUUAAAUUAUCAUAGAUGUAUGGAUAGAAAUAGAGCAUGCAAAGACGAUAUAAUAUGUCCCUAGCCGUUGGCUGUUAAUUGCACUCAACAGGUCCAAGCUUGUUUAAUUUUGUGCUGUGUUUCUGUGGGAUGCAGGAAACCAGUUCUUGCAGUAUAUUUUGAUUUAUGGGCAGCACACACACACACACACACACACACACACUCCCUCCAUCAGCACCACAAAUCACAGUGACGAGCUGAGCCGUGGCCUUUGUUUGACCAUUGCGAGCGAGCAGAACGGGAGGAGUGGAUGUCGUUGACUGAUGCUCUUCAGCUCCCUUCAUUGGUCAUUCGCGCCGGAGUGCGAGUCCGCCUCUACUCAAUGGCGUCUGUUGUCAGAGCAACCGAUGGAAUCUGUGUCGUAUCGCGGAGUAAAUGAAGCUUCGACUUAUUACCGAGCGAGGGAGGGGACGUGAGCGCUGGAGGAGGACAGAGGUGGAUCUGUGAAAUGUGAAUUAUUGAGACGUAGUUGCACGGGUUCAUCUCUUCCUCUCAAUGCGUUUGGAUUAGCGAUGGAGUGGGCUAAGCUGACGGCCGAGCGCAGCGCUUGCGAUGCCAACAUCCUCAGCAUCCCGGUGCCCAUUCGCCGCGGCGGCUCAGAGUCCAACCUGGUGGACAGCAUCGGGGAUGACGGAGUCGGGCUGGAUUUCACCAAAGGAGCGCUCGGCAUCGACAGCCUGCAGCAGAAGGUCCUUAAGGUGACGGAGCAGAUCAAGGUGGAGCAGGCGGCUCGGGACCAGAACGUCGCCGAGUACCUGAAGCUGGUGAACAAUGCCGACAAGCAGCAGGUGGGACGAAUUCGCCAGGUCUUCGAGAAGAAGAACCAGAAGUCGGCGCACACCAUCGCCCGGCUGCAAAGGAAGCUGGAACAGUACCACCGACGCGUGAAGGACAGCGAGACCAACGGGAAACACAACCACAAGGAUGGCAGCAGCAGCAAGGAGUCCGGGACUCACAGCAAAGAGGGAAGCCUGCGGGACAUCAGCGCCACCGGACGCCACCCGGCGCUGGAUAAAGUGAAGACGAUCGGGCCCGGCGUGUCGCUCUCGCCGCCGUUCUUCUUCAACAAGUCCCGGGAGUUCGCCAACCUCAUCAGGAACAAGUUCGGCAGCGCCGACAACAUCGCCCACCUCAAGAGCUCCAUGGAGUCGGGGUCCGGGCUGCACGUGGACGGCGCCGCGAGGGGCCUGAGCGGGAGCGCCACCACGGUAGCCAAAGCGUCAAAGUACCAGAGCGACGACGAGUGCUCCACGGGGACGUCCGUGUCCGCAGACUCCAACGGGAACCCGGCCGGGGGCUCCGGGGCCGGAUCCGGGGGUCCGGGGAGGUCGGACUCCAACGGGCGUCUGGGGGAGGUGCUGGACAUGGUGCGCGAGAUCAGGGAGGCUCAGGUGCAGCUGGCCGAGGACAUGGAGACUCUGAACACACAGUUCAAACGAGACUACAGCUACUUCACACAGAUGAUGCAGGAGGAGAGAUACAGGUAUGAGCGGUUGGAGGACCAGUUAAAUGACCUGACGGAGCUCCACCAGAAUGAGACCAGUAACCUGAAGCAGGAGCUGGCCAGCAUCGAGGAGAAGGUGGCCUACCAGGCCUACGAGAGGGCCAGGGACAUCCAGGAGGUGCUGGAGUCGUGUCAGACUCGCGUGUCAAAGCUGGAGCUCCAGCAGCAGCAGCAGCAGACGGUGCAGGUGGAGAACACCGAUGCCAAGGUGCUGCUGGGGAAGUGCAUCAACAUCAUGCUGGCCAUAGUCACCGUGAUCUUGGUGUGCGUUUCCACAGCGGCCAAGUUCGCCGCCCCUCUGCUGCGCAGCCGCGUUCACCUGGCGCUCACCUGCGUGGGCGUGUCCGUGCUGGCGCUGCUGUGGAAGAACUGGGAACAUUUGCAGAGCGCUUUGGAACGAUUGCUCCUCUCGCACUGACUCGAGGGAGCGCGAAAGCAGACGACCAACCCUGAAGGGUCCAGGUUUUUGUCGAGUUUACAUGUAGCCUUCUACACCAGCCCUUGUUGUGGGCGCCACGUGAUUGGUUCACGGCUUUGUGCUUUGCAUGUCUCAAUGGGGUCCACGGAAAAGCCUUUCCCAGAAUGCACCUCCGCUGUCAACACACAAGCUGAUAUAAGUUAUAACCGAGAUCCACAACGUGCUGAAGGUGCAAACAUAUACAACUUUGACACAACGCUGACAUAAAAGUAUAUCGCUACAAUCCAAAGUAACAACUAGAAGAUGAAUCAACUGGAAUUAAUCGGCCAUAUUAUUGGCUUUAGGAUUCCCCACCUGGAUUCUGGAUCGCAGCAACAAGACACUAAAAUCUAAACGGAGGAUUUGAUCGGUGUGUGGAAAUACGGCCGGUUAUUUCCUGUCCUGUUUUAAAGGGACGUGUAUCUGUUGAGGCCCCACCUCACCCCUCUGAACACUCUCACGGGCUGCAUGUGGCCAGUCAAGCAGUCCUGAACACCGGCCAGCUGUGACAACACAAAGACACGUCCACCCGAAGGUUGAUUUGUACUGUGUACUGAUCUGUCCUGUAUUUAUGUCAUGUUUAUUCUCGUCUCAUUUAAAACGUUUUAUACGCUGUUGUUUUAAACUGUGGGUGUGUUUUGUGUGUGUCUGCUUCUUGUUUGUGUCUCCACCGUGUUCCACACAAUGUUUGCUUCCUUGGAGAGAGUUUGGUGAACACUCACACUAUGAAGCUAGAGCCAGGAGAUGAUUAGCUUAGCAUAAAGGCUGGAAACGAGUUUAAACGGCUAGCCUGACUCAGUAAUUAACAUGUUAUAUAUGUUAUUUAAAUACAACAAUUUGUGCUUUCAUGUGCAGGACUGUUUCUUGGAUAGAAGCAUUGACUUUCUGUCACUGUUUUGCUCAUUGGCAGAUUUUGUUAUCUUUGGACAGAACCAGGAGCUAAGCUAAGCUAAGCUAACCGUCCGCUGGUUCUACUCAUUUAACUCUCUGUAAGAAAGCUUAAAAGCGUUUUUCCCAAAAUGUCAAAGUAUUCCUUUUUAAAUGAACUCUUUUAAACUGCCUCCUGUCUCGUUGAUGCUUUGGGGUUUUCGUCAUGUAAACUCUGUUUCGUGUUUUUCGGGUAACGUAUGAGUUGACGUGCAGCUUUAGCAUCGACCAGCUAGCCUGUAAACUGUGAGGAAGGCCGACACGAUUAGAGAAAAGCUCUAGCAUGUUUUGGCUUUUUAUUGAAUUGCCUUUUUUUAUUUUUCCAGGUGAACGGAACAAAAUUAACUUUUGUGUAAAGCCUUCGAUGUCGUGCUGCGUUCAAGUCCUGUGGGAAUAGUCCUGACUUGAAAGGAUUCCCACCUGAUGAAGCUGCGGGGAGACCGUGAUUGAUUACCGCUACUACAUUUCAAUCGCACGUAAUAAUUCCCUUCAGCCUUUUCACACUAGCCGGCUGAGAAGUGCCUCAUUGGAGAUGAAGCUAGCACACUAACUCAUGCCCUGCCAUCAGAUUUUAAGAAGUAUGAAUUGCAAUGACUGAAAUGUCGGUAACUUAGAAGAAGUGAUGGCAUAAACCCCUUGGCGACCGUUUUUCCCACGUGACUUGAAUGCACCAUAACAGACUUCACAGAGGAAAGCGCACCAUGUAGCGCUGUGCUCUGUAACCCUGCACACUGUGAUGAUGGGGGUAUGAACCGGGACUGAAGCCGUGUCAGUUUAUUUUAUUCUUUGUCUUCUGUUUGCGUCCCUUCUAAAGCCAAAUAUGGAGAUUUUUAAGGCACAGACGCCUUUCUAAGUAACACUGAAAUUGCUUUUUUUUUUUAAUCUUUUUAUUUUAGUUUUCUUACCAUCGGUCUUUGGUGGUUUUCAAAUUGGCUCAACAUCUUUGCAUCUGCUCUUCAGGAGAGAAAUGCACCUCCUCUCCAAAGCUGUACGUCCACGAUGUAUAUUUUCAAAUUCCGGUCUCUUCUCUGUGCAUUAGUUUCUGGUUAUGGGGUUCCAUGACGUUAUCUUAUUUUCAAAUGAGAAAAUAAAUCAGAUUUUGUUUAAA